Molecule: messenger RNA, 960 nt
Organism: Closterium sp. Yama58-4
Lineage: Eukaryota; Viridiplantae; Streptophyta; Zygnematophyceae; Desmidiales; Closteriaceae
Source: the annotation of a GenBank genome assembly
AUGGAGAUCCGCGAUAUGGUGAAGCCACGGCCGAUGCGUCUAUCGGAUCUCCUCAUUGUCUACUGUUACCACAUGAUUCCGUUCACACUCAUGCCUAUCGUCAACACUAUCUUCAACUACUACCUCGUGUACCAGUUGCUCGGCUGGUGGGGUCCACUCAUAGCAACGGUCGUUCUCUUCUUCCUCGCGGUCUGCCCGCCCUACUACAAUCGCUCCAUUCGCAGACGCCUCGUCUUCCUGUACGAGGCCCUGGCGUACUACAUGAAGCGGGUGCGCUACAUCGCCCCCAAGGACCUCAUCCCCGAUAGUGCAUACAUCUUCGCGUUCCAUCCACACGGCCGCAUGUUCUACACCAACACCAUGAUGAUCCAGACCAACUACGAAUGGAGAAAAAACUUUUGCCCCAAAGGUGACUUCUUUGCGGGGGCGGCAGCGGGGUUCUACUCGGUGCCUGUGCUGCGUAACCUGCUGUACCUGCUCGGAACCAUGCCUGCCAGCGAGUCCAACAUCCGGCGGGAGCUGAGGAAGAAGAACCACAUGGCCAUUGUGAUCGGGGGCCUGAAGGAGGUCUGCCUUGGCACGACUUCCCACACUGACAAGCUUUAUCUGAUGAGGAGGAAGGGGUUUGCGCGCAUAGCAGUGGAGGAGAAGGUGGGAGUCGUCCCCAUCUACUGCUUCAAUGAGAACCAGCUCUUCAAGCAUGACCCAGUGUGGUUCCUUCAGUUCUGGGAGAAGGUCAACCGCCACGUCAACAUCGGAGUGCCCUUCAUGCGCGGGGCCUGGAACCUCACCCUGCCCUUCAGACGGGAUCUUCUGGUGGUUGUGGGCAAGCCACUUUUCCCUGAGGAGGGAGAGUCGGUGGAUGAUUUUCAUGCUCGCUACGUCACGGCCAUCACUCACCUCUUCCAUAAAUAUGUUGGGCUGUCCGCACAACCCAACCAGAAGUUGGUCAUCGUCUAA